GGCUGCGGCGGCUGUGGGAGCUGCUUUGGGGUGUGGGGAGCAGCAGGAGCAGCAGCCGCAGCGGGAGGGAGGGGCUGCAGUGGCUCCCCGGGCCGAAGGCGGGAGGGCAGGUCGGCCUCUGCCCGGCAUGGUCUGCAGGGCUCGGUGAAGCAGAGCGGGGCUCACCUGGACCCCACAGCCGCCGCGAGAUGGGAAAAUAAAUCCGGCUUUAAGAAAUGUCACAUCAUAUCCAAGAGGAUAACAGCCCUUCAUGCUGAUAUAUUAAGAGCUGCAAGCAAAGUGCUCUGAUGCUACACCAGGACAUUGCUGAGAUCAACCUGUGAGAAGAAGCACCUUCUCCAUGACAACAUGUCAGCGAAAGAACAGAGCCCCCGCCACGGUGCAAAAUCCCGAAGUAUGCAGCGGGCCUCGACAAUUGAUGUCACUUCUGACAUGCUUGGUAUGUCUUUGGCGGGAAAUAUCCAAGAUCCAGAUGAGCCAAUUUUAGAAUUUAGUUUAGCUUGCAGUGAGCUGCUUACUCCGUCGCUAGAUAGAAAGCCAAAUAGUUUUGUAGCAGUGAGUGUAACCACACCUCCUCAGGCAUUCUGGACAAAACAUGCUCAGACAGAAAUUAUUGAGGGAACAAGCAAUCCAAUCUUUCUAAGCAGUAUUGCCUUUUUUCAAGACUCUCUUAUUAACCAGAUGACACAAAUAAAACUUUCUGUAUAUGAUGUUAAAGAUAGAUCUCAGGGAACUAUGUAUUUAUUGGUUUCUGUGAUGUUCACUGUAAAGGAGCUACUUCAGGAGAGGAACCAUCGGUUGCACUUAACACUAAGAUCUGCUGAAAGUGACCGCGUUGGCAACAUUACGGUGAUAGGAUGGCAGAUGGAAGAAAAAACGGACCAAAGGCCUCCAGUGACCAGGUCUCCUGACACUAUCAAUGGAAGGACUGUACUUCCAGUUGAUGAAAGUUUAACAGAAUCUUUAGGAAUAAGAUCCAAAUAUGCUUCAUUACGGAAAGAUGCACUGUUGAAAUCUGUGUUUGGAGGGGCCAUUUGUCGGAUGUAUCGUUUCCCUACCACUGACGGGAACCAUCUGAGGAUCUUGGAGCAAAUGGCAGAGAGUGUGCUGUCCCUGCACAUCCCCAGACAGUUUGUGAAGCUGCUGCUUGAAGAAGAUGCUGCAAGGGUUUGUGAGCUUGAAGAGCUGGGAGAGCUGUCUCCUUGUUGGGAAAGUCUUCGUCGGCAAAUAGUUACGCAGUACCAAACAAUUAUACUAACUUACCAGGAAAACCUCACAAAUCUGCAUCAGUACAAAGGUCCAUCAUUCAAAGCAAGCAGCUUGAAAGCUGACAAAAAGCUAGAAUUUGUUCCCACUAAUUUACAUAUUCAACGAAUGAGAGUCCAGGACGAUGCAGGAUCAGAUCAGAAUUAUGAUAUUGUAACUAUAGGAGCUUCGGCAGCCCACUGUCAAGGUUUUAAAUCCGGAGGUCUGCGGAAAAAGCUACAUAAAUUUGAAGACGCAAAGAAACAUCCCUCUCUACUGUCUUGUGGAAGCUCUCUACAUGCAAGCGGUGGAAUUAUCAGCUCUCUGUGGAGGCCAUUUGUCAACCUUUAUAGAGGUCAGAAUUCAAAGAACUGCUUUAGCACGUCAUCCAGCUCCCAGUCAAUAGUGUACAUACCACAGGAUAUUAUUCGAGCAAAGGAGAUCAUUGCACAGAUCAACACCCUGAAAACUCAAGUUAGUUACUAUGCAGAAAGACUCUCCAGAGCCGCCAAGGACAAAUCAUCCAAUGGGCUUGAAAGAACACUUGCCAUUCUGGCAGAUAAGACGCGGCAGCUUGUCACAGUCUGUGAUUGCAAACUCUUGGCAAAUUCAAUCCAUGCACUGAAUGCUGCUAGACCAGAUUAUAUAGCUUCAAAGGCCUCUCCAACCUCUACAGAAGAAGAACAAGUUGUAUUAAGGAAUGACCAGGACACUCUGGUGGCCAGAUGGACAGGAAGAAAUAGCCGAUCUUCUCUGCAGGUGGAUUGGCAUGAGGAAGAGUGGGAAAAGGUUUGGGUGAACGUUGACAAAAGUCUUGAGUGCAUCAUCCAGAGGGUGGACAAACUUCUCCAGAAAGAGCGUUUGCAUAGUGAUAGCAGUGAAGAUGUUUUCCAGUGUGAUGUCAGCUGUUCUAGCAAGAAAGGUAAACAGGAUACGCGAGUGUACUGGAUAAAGCCAAAGGCCUUAAAUGAGACCUCAUCUUCAUCAUUCCCACCAUCAUCUUCGUCACCCCCACCAUCAUCUUCAUCCAUAUCAUCCUCUGCAUGCCAUUGUCCCAGAGUUCCAAAUUGCAGUCCUACUCCUGAAGAGUCAAGCCCAGGUGAAUGGAGUGAGGCUCUUUACCCACUGCUGACAACGCUCACAGACUGUGUGGCCAUGAUGAGCGAUAAGGCAAAGAAAGCGAUGGUCUUUCUCUUGAUGCAGGAUAGCGCACCUACAAUAGCGCUUUGCUUGAGCCUUCAGUAUCGUCGGGAUGUUGUUUUUUGCCAAACCCUGACAGCCCUUAUUUGUGGCUUCAUUAUCAAGCUGAGGAACUGCCUGCAUGAUGACGGAUUCCUGAGACAGCUGUACACCAUUGGCCUGCUGGCACAGUUUGAAAGCCUUUUGAGCACUUACGGCGAAGAGCUGGCCAUGCUAGAAGACAUGAGUGUGGGGAUAAUGGACUUAAGGAAUGUAACAUUUAAAGUAACUCAGGCAACAUCAAAUGCGUCUGCUGACAUGCUGCCAGUCAUUACAGGAAAUCGUGAUGGGUUUAAUGUGAGAAUUCCAUUGCCGAGCACCUUAUUUGAUGCGCUGCCCCGUGAGAUUCAGAGUGGCAUGCUACUGAGAGUUCAGCCUGUACUCUUCAAUGUGGGGAUCAACGAACAACAAACCUUAGCAGAGAAGUUUGGGGACACCUCUUUACAAGAAAUGAUUAACAUGGAAAGUUUAGUGCGGUUGAAUUCCUAUUUUGAGCAGUUCAAAGAAGUUUUGCCUGAAGAUUGUCUACCUCGAUCUCGUAGUCAAACGUGCCUGCCUGAACUGCUGCGGUUUCUGGGACAGAAUGUACAUGCAAGGAAAAAUAAGAAUGUUGAUAUUCUUUGGCAAGCUGCUGAGAUUUGCCGCAGACUUAAUGGAGUUCGGUUUACAAGCUGUAAAAGUGCCAAGGAUAGGACUGCCAUGUCGGUGACUCUGGAGCAGUGUUUAAUAUUACAGCAUGAGCAUGGAAUGGCUCCUCAGGUCUUCACGCAGGCCCUGGAAUGCAUGCGGAGUGAGGGUUGUCGAAGAGAAAAUACAAUGAAGAAUGUUGGAUGUCGCAAGUAUGCAUUUAAUUCCCUGCAACUGAAGGCUUUCCCCAAGCAUUACAGGCCUCCCGAAGGAACUUAUGGAAAAGUUGAAUCAUAAGAUUACGGUGUCUUGUAAUCAGUCGUUCCGUUAAAACAUGUGGAUACACUCAACUUUAGUAUAUGAACUUUGACAAUAAAGUCAAAAAACAAUUUUUGUACGUUUCACUAGGUAACACUGAGCAUGUAAUUUUAUUAAAUUGGAUUCCCUAGGAAUAAUUCUGACCCCUUAUAACAUGAAAAUAUUGUGAUGACUAUCUGCUCAUACAACUGUCCAUCAGUUUAUGUAAGAUGCCUGAAUAUAAGAUAUCACUGAUUUCUUACCUAUAUGCCUAAAGAAGGGAGGUAACUCCAGACUGUCCAGGAUUUUAUGAAUGAUAUUUAGGCAGCUGUUUCACACAUCUUUUUAUACUGGUUUGAUUUGAGAUUUUCAUAAUACUUUUUAGAACCUCAGAAUUGUAAAUAGUAAACUAAAGGGUGCAAGGCAGUUUGGUAAGAGGCACUGUUACAGCAAAAGCUCUGCUUUUUAAAACUAGGGCUUAACAUGUUUUAAAGCCAGGAGCUUAACAUGUUUUAUUGUAUAUGGAACACUAUUAAUUUGUAAUAUACAGGCCCAGGAACUGACACAAGACCCAGUUGGUUCAGAAACUGGAUUGGGCCUGUGAUGCCUUCAAUCGACUUGAGAAAUGUUUACAGUUUUCAUUGUUGUUUAGCUGUCAAACCAACAUUUCAGCUAGUUUAAAAGGGAAAACCCUUUUGACCUGCAAGAAAGCUAUGCUGGUGAUUGCAGGACCCAGACAGAAAAAAAUAUGUGGGACAGGACUACAGCGAGGAAGGUAAUCAGGUGAGAUCCCUUUUGCACCAGUGGAAAAACUGGCAGGAUCCAUCCUAGCACUUACAAGGCACAGUCAAGAAAUAGUUGCAGAUCAGGUAGGAAAAUCCAAACUAAUCUGCCCUGUAAAGUACCAAUGGGGAUUUCAUAGGCUUGGUUACUUGUUUAUUUUGGAUCAUCUGUUGAUUCAGUCCCUAUUACUUUACACCCUUUUUUGUGUGCGUUAGGCAGGUUACUUCACACAACAAUGUUCAGUGGAAGCCAGCAUUUUGAAGCAGAUCUCUGAAUCUUCUCCCCUACCACCACAUUGCUCACUGCAGUACCUUAUGCAGGUUACUUGCACAGCUUAGGUGUUUCAUGCAAACAAGCCUUCUAUCAGAUACCUAAAGUGCUUGAUAGAUAGCAUUAGGGACAUCUAAGACACUGAGAUCAAGGGGGCCUUAGGUGUGCAUAAACCUGCAUAGGCAUCAGGUUGUGAUUUUCUCAUUUUCCCUUUCCCCUUACAUUUAGAUACCAUUAUUUUCAAAUAUAAAGGACUUUAUACUUCCAGAGCAUUAUGUACUACCGUGAUUCCCGUGGUUUUUAUGACUGUCUCCCUAAUUGUUGAGCGUGAUAUUUUGAAUAUUAGUCCUUCUCAGAGCUUUCUUUUUGUCAGUGCUCACUACUUCAAGGCAGUGGUGGUUUGUUUUUUCAUUAAUUUUGUUACAGCAUCAGUAGAAAGUGGGUUUCUUUAAUCUGUGGAUUAACAGUUGGUGUACUGACACCUAAGCAACUGUUAAAUGUAAAAUCCCAUUUUUCCAAAUCUCUUCUGAGAUCCAAUGCACAUAUUUGCUUUUGAGGUGACAACAUUUGUGCAUGGUGAUUUUAUUGCAUCAUUUUCAUGUGGGAGAGGGUUGUGUGAAAAGCCCCCAUGUGAUAAACUCAAGUCGGUUACCACUUUAUAUAGAGACGUGAAUUUACCCCCUUGUAGAUUGUUCCAGCACAAAAAUAAAUCUGUGAGUGCUGCACUGGAUGGUAAGAUGGUGCAAUAUAUUCCGCUGAUCACCCUAAUACACAUUCAGCAGUUCCUCCAGUAAAUAGUGUAUAUUUCAAAGCAUAAACUAAGCAUUGGUUUCUAAAUCAUAUCAUGUUUUAUCUUGGUUUAAUCUUGUGUAUGAUAUUCAAAGAUUUUCCUUUCACUUUAAGGCUGCAAUCCAAAACAAACUUUUAUAAGUACACUUAUUUAGAAUCAUGGGUCUUGUAAUGGAAAUGUGGUUCACUUUGCCUCAAGAAAACAGCUUCUUAUACGUGUGAUAUUUUCUAAGUGCGUUUUACUUCUUUCUGUUGGGGUUUUUUUUUUGCACUUUAAUUUCUUGCAGCUUUUGAUUAUUAAUUCUGUGCCGGUGGUAGCUGCUUUUCACUGUUUGCUGUUAGCAGUUCAAUGUCUUAGCUGCUCUGUAAACAUUCGAAUCCUGAUUUUGCUGAAUUUGGUUCUUUUACUGCUUUAGUCUUUCUUGCCAUUACAAAGGUAUAAUCCCAUGUAACCUGUUUAACCUCAGAUCUCUGCACCAUGUCAAAUGUUGUGGAAUAUGUUAAAAUUAUACUGUUGAGAAGUCUUACCGAUAUAGUAUACAAAGUGGUAUUUUUUUAUUUAUUCUGUUCCCCAACCUCUUAUUUUGAUAUAUUUUAAUCAUGUAUUUAAAAUACCUUCAGUUUUAAACUCUCAGAUGGAAGACCUGUACAGUUAUUAGUGAAGAUUUCAGUAAUUCUGAAGUAAGCAAGUCAGUGUUUAUGGUUGUAUAUACAGACAUAUACCUGUAUGACAUUUCUAAAUACAACACACCUGUCCUAUUUUGUCCACCUUUUACUGGCACAGCAACUCCUAUAGCUCUUUCCCAUUCUUGAGGUGUGCCAAUUCAUUUAUAUGGAAAGCAUAGCUCUGCAUAUACAAGGAGAUGCAUGCUGCACUGCUCUUUUCAUUGAACAAAUGUGAACCCCAUAUCACUGGAGGGCAGUUUGUGCAUCAAAGCACAAAAGGUGCUCUUACGUGGUACAUAUGUCAGCAGUAUAAAGUCUGCUAGCAAAGUUUUAGGCCAGAUGAGCAGCCUAUUUGUUUAGGAUCACUUUCAUUAAGACCCCUUAAAAAUGAGAUCAGCCUUUAUACUUGAAUUCACCUAUUAAAAAUUGCUUGUUUUACAAAACUACAUUCACAUUGGACUUUGCUAAGAGCCCUGUAGUAGUACUCAGAAUAAUUUCUAAACUCAUCAUGCGCAUUCAUUGCUCUCCCUUUUUAAAGUGGGAGAAUACCAGUUGCACUGUUGCAUUAGAUACAGGGAAGGGAUGCAAUAGUGCGAUCUCAAUCUUUCUGGUUGCAAUAAGUAGGAACAACCUUGUCCAGCUCGUCUUUUAUACAUACGAUAUGUCGUGCACGUAAAUAGGAUCCCACAAAGGGCCAGAGUGAGCAGAGCUUGAUCAAAAAUGGAAAACUGUGAAAUCACAAAUCCAUGUAGGAAACGUCAUAGUCUGGUUUUUUUUAAAAAAAAUAUUUUGUUUUGUUUUAUUUUUGCACAGGAAAGGCAUUCUUAAGGAUUACCAUGAUAUGAAGUUCUAGCUAAUGUUCUUUUUGAGUACCUUUUUUAAAAAAAACGAAGCAUACUUAAGAAGAAAACUGCUGCCAAGUUAUGUUCUGUGUAUAUUCUGUGAAUGCUCCCGCAGCACAGUCGCUUUUUGGGUUUCACCUAUGUAUGUAAAGCUAAUGUACAGCACUGUUUUGUCCCAACACAGUUGUACUUGCCAAGCUUUGUGCAUUGAAUUUUUUUUUUAAUUUAUUCAGUUGUUUGGGGGCAGUAUUAAUAUACCAUAAACAUAUGGUUACUGUUUUAUAUAGUCUUAAUUCAUCCAAUCCAUGUAUGCUGUAAAUGUGCUAGUCUUUAGGGAUUAAAAAAUAAAGAACUGACAAGAAUGCUGAGAUGACUAUUUUUUUUAAAUUAUUGUUAAAUGUGAUUUUCAAGGAUGUGCAUUUAAUUCUUUAUUUAACUAUACUUCAUCAUUUUUCCUUGGUAGAAACAGCUUUGAUGCCUUUACACUUUUGUUUAGUUCUUGUUUCAUGAUGCAGGUGAAGGCAUUCCUACUACUAUGUUUUCAAACAUGAUAAAGAAUAACUGCAUAUUGUUAGUGCUUAGUGAGUCCAUGCAAAAUGAGGAUUCAGUCAUAAUGUCUGAAGAUAUGGGGCUAUA
Molecule: messenger RNA, 7394 nt
Organism: Gekko japonicus
Lineage: Eukaryota; Metazoa; Chordata; Lepidosauria; Squamata; Gekkonidae
Gene: INPP4A
Product: inositol polyphosphate-4-phosphatase type I A
Exons: 26
Coding region: 349-3408 (1019 amino acids)
Cellular component (GO): cytoplasm
Molecular function (GO): phosphatidylinositol-3,4-bisphosphate 4-phosphatase activity
Source: RefSeq, a predicted model, not a curated record